Messenger RNA from Dermacentor andersoni, 2489 nucleotides. RefSeq lists its product as uncharacterized. NCBI's taxonomy places the organism in Eukaryota, Metazoa, Arthropoda, Arachnida, Ixodida, Ixodidae. Gene Ontology annotation, molecular function: monocarboxylic acid transmembrane transporter activity. The record is from RefSeq and is a predicted model, not a curated record.
UGGGAGCUCUACAGCGGAGAAUUUCUGUCGCCAGGAUAGCCAUAUUGAGCGGUUUUGUCGCAUCCGUCGGCUUGACUGCGUCGGCAUUUACGAAGGACAUCGUCUUGGUGUCUGUAACGCUUGGUGCAUUAUACGGUCUUGGCAUGGGCAUGUUUCUCAUGUCCGUCUCCAUUUACAACCUCAUGCUUUUUGAGAAGUACAAAGGCACAGCCAUGUCAAUGACUUUCCUCGCCUGGGGCGUCGCUGGACUUUAUGGUCCCGUUUUACUGGCUUGGCUUCGGGACACUUACGCUCUCCAAGGAGGCUUACUCAUAUGCGGUGGCAUAAUUUUAAACUCUGUACCUCUGGGCAUGCUUCUAAGAAGGCCUUCACGCAUCAACUUCACCAGCCUAAAAUAUGCAAUAAGUAACUUCUUGUUUCGGAGGAACGCCACUUCUUCCAAAUCGGUAAAGUCAGCGCCACUUCCACUCGAUGAGCCAGGCUUCGCUGUGAGCAGCAUUCCUGAGAAGAUGCAUAGCGAAGCAGAUAUCAUGAAUCCGAACCUACAAAUGUCUGCCAUUUCACACCCACCAGAUGUCGAAGAAGCUGAGGCAGACUUACUUGACCGCGGAAUCCUGGUAGAAGAUGAUUCAUCUUUUGUUACGUCUGAAACCAAACGACAACCAGCGCGCAGCCUCUUGAAUUCUUUAGUAGCAGUGCUGAGAACUCCUGCCUUCUACGUGUUUUUGGCUGCAACUGUAGUGAGCGAGUACUCCCUUGUGUCUUUCGCCACAACCAUAGUGGACUACGCAACCGACAAGGGCAUCGAGCUGUCCGUUGCAGCGCGGCUCGUAAUAUUCGGCGCAGUCGGCCACAUACUGGCGCGCAUAUGUAUCGUGCCACUGUCCGACUGCGCGGCAGCCAGUCGGUUGCCGAUGUACGCUUGCGCCUUUGCUGUCGAAGCUGCCUCCACCGUGGCAAUGCCACACGUGAGGUCAAUGGCCAUCAUUACAGUCCUGCGGAUCGCCGAAUCUCUGGCGCAAGGCUUCGUCAUCUCCGUCCGGGGUAUCCUGCUGGCUCAAUACUUGGGCAUCGAAAGGGUGGCGACCUGCUCGGGUGUUUUCGGACUGGCCAUGAUCCCGGUGUCUCUCAGUAGCCCUACAAUACUCGGAUACUUCCGUGACACCAUGGGGUCAUACGACCCCUUCUAUCUGAUGAUGGCCGUUCUCAAUGCAAUCGUGGCCGCCGUGUUGGGCUUGUUCUUCGUUUACGACUGGAGACAUAAGAAGCGACAAGAAGUGGAACGGUGUGGUUCAACGCAUCGAAAGCCCGACAACGAGCAGCCGCGAGCCGAACCUUCUUAGCCGGCAGAAAAUUUACACGAACAAGAUUUCGUCAUUGUGGAUUAUCCCACGAUAUUAACGAACCUGCUAUUAGGUAGCAACACGAGGGGAUCCGUAGAUAACUCAAAAUGAGAACAAGAGCAAGGAAUUUAGGCGCUGCUCCUAUGUUAUUUUAUUUUGGUUCUGAAAACGAUAUAAAUUUGUUAAAACUGUACUUAUAUACCAUUCCUAAAAGUUUCAUAACCUAGCGUAGGUGUGUCGCGAAUAAUGCGCACUUCUUUUAUCUGUGGCUUUUGUGUGAACAUCCGUCAAGAAAUUGAAGCUGUUAUAAAAAAAAAUAUGCAGAGGUGCCCAAGAGGUGGAGAAUAUAGUGGACAAUUCAAGUAGCUGUGUUGUAUCACAUCCUUGAAAAGCUAGAUUUUUUGCUGUUCUAAAUGCUUCUUACUGUCGUAGUUGCGCCGCUUUUUACCACGAUGUGUUCCCCAAAACCUUGCCAGUGUUUUCCUCGAGUGUUACGUAGAAUUGUAUGAUGUAAUAUUUAUACUGGGAUAUGGCACCCGUAACGAAGUGCAGGCGAAUUUAUCAAUAUCAAGACAAGCUCUCCAAGUUGGUGUGCCUACGUAACAUACACUAUUUAAUACAGAUUACCUUUUUCGGGGAGGCAGUUUACCACGAAUUGCACAUUUUGCAGAAUAGUGUGAUUAGCAAGCAGAAAAUUCACUUUUUGCUAGUGUUACUAACAUAAACGAAGCAAAUUUUUGGCGCACACUGCUUACUAGAAACAAUUUGCGUACUUUGAAAUUUGUGCGCAGUGCGAUUUAUUCUGAAGAAAGAUAAAAACGCGAUGUGUUCUCAAGCGAUGCGAACGCGGUGUUCUUACUGCAAAAUGUGCUCCAGUCCGGAUGAACGUUUCCACGGGAUACACAUGUGAACAAAUAUACGAACAUGUGCAGGUAAAACCCAUGCACAUUCGUGGUACUGAUGCAUUUCUACUACCUCUGAUGUAGCGCAUGCAUCGUUCGUAUCGAACAUUGAACAAGCAGACUAUUCAUGUUGCACGAAUAAUAUCUUCCAACGAGCUUUUGUCGCUAGAUUCAUCAGUCUUGGCAUGCAAGUUAACACGAUUGUAAAUAAAUUAAUUCUAAGAUUACAAUAAUUUUCUUCUUU